Alosa alosa (allis shad) is the source of this 1188-nucleotide messenger RNA. It is a transcript of the gene ch25h, whose product is annotated as cholesterol 25-hydroxylase. The record is from RefSeq and is a predicted model, not a curated record. Gene Ontology annotation, biological process: cholesterol metabolic process; sterol biosynthetic process. The coding region runs from base 29 to 790 and encodes 253 amino acids. Gene Ontology annotation, molecular function: iron ion binding; steroid hydroxylase activity; C-4 methylsterol oxidase activity. The transcript has a single exon. Lineage: Eukaryota; Metazoa; Chordata; Actinopteri; Clupeiformes; Clupeidae.
CUUCUCUCGUGCACCGACACGAACAGACAUGUCUACACGGCUGCUCCAGAGUCUCUGGGACUGGGUCCUGACGCACGACACAUGGCUGCACUCCCCCUUCUUCCCCAUGCUCUUCUCCCUGGGCACCUACCUGCUCUGCUGCCUGCCCUACGUGGCCCUGGACCUCUUGUCGCCGCACGUUGAGCUGAUCCGCCGCUACAAGAUCCAGGAGAGGAGCCACGUCUCGUGGAAGGUGAUGUGGAGCUGCCUGGUCCACUCGCUGUACAACCACGUUGUGUUCAUCUUCCCGCUGACUGUCUUACACUGGUACUGGAGGCGGGUGAGCUUGCCGGCCGAGGCGCCGGGCGCGCUGAAGGUGGCGGGGGACGCCGUGGCGUGCCUGCUGCUUUUCGAUUUCCAGUACUUCAUCUGGCACACGCUGCAUCAUAAGGUGCCCUGGCUGUACCGCACGUUCCACAAGGUGCACCACAAGUACACGUCCACGUUCGUGCUGAGCACGGAGUACUCAGGGGCCUGGGAGACCCUCUCGCUGGGCUUCUUCGCCGCCAUCAACCCCAUGAUCCUGGGAUGCCACCCGCUCACUGAGCUGCUCUUCUUUGUGCUCAACAUCGCACUGUCUGUGGAGGACCACUGUGGAUACGACCUCCCCUGGGCCACACACCGCUUGGUGCCGUUUGGACUUUACGGAGGCGCGCCGCAUCACGACCUCCAUCACCUCAAGUUCAAGUCUAACUAUGCGCCGUACUUUACACACUGGGACAGGCUGUUUGGGACUCUACACGAGGACUAAAAGGAAUUAAAGACUCAAAAGAAAAGAAGGACACUUUAUGCAUUGGCCUAAAUGCUUUUAUUCUUUUACAUUAAAAGGAAUUACAUUGUGCUGGCACAAUUAUGAACUCUAAGAACUCAUACAACCACAUGCACAAACCAAAUAUUGUAUUUAUUGAAAAUGACUUAUUGAUCAGUUGUUUGCUAUUAUCAAAUAAUAUAUUUUUAUAUGCUGUUAAAUUGCUUAUUUAACAAAAUAUAUUCUAAUGUCCUGCAGAUUUGCCAAGAAUGUUAAUUACCCAAUUGGUUAUGUUAAUGAUAACAAACGGGCCACAUGAUUGUGCACAUUUGCUUUUAUUUAAUCUGCAUAUGAAUGAAGUAGAGCUGAAUUUAAUAAAACAAAGGUCAAAACAAAGUUUA